UUAUGUGUACUUUAGACGAUGCUGAUAGACUUCAUUUGAUUGAGUUUUGUUUACAAAUGUGGUUGUCGUGCAGUUGACGAACAUACAAUGUCGGAUAUUUGGGAGUCGAUCAAGGGAACCAAAGUUCUGUCGUCCGAGGAGACUGAUCUGUUAGAUCGGCAGAAUUCACGGCUUGUCACCGAAUUUAAGGCGAAUCAAUUGGAAACGGAUGCACGACGAAAUUGGGACCUUUUCUACAAACGCAACGAUACGAGAUUCUUUCGUGAUCGACACUGGACAACGCGUGAAUUUCAAGAAUUAAUCGAUGAAAAUGACGGUGACUCAAAGCGCGUUCUACUCGAAGUUGGUUGCGGCGUUGGCAAUUUCGUAUUUCCAUUGAUUGAAGAUCAAUUCAAUAAAAAUUACUUCAUUUAUGCAUGUGACUUUAGUCAACGUGCCAUCGAUUUUGUUCAACAAAAUCCACUGUAUAACGAAGACAUUAUUCGCGCAUUCCAAUGUGAUAUCACAACUGACACGAUUUUCGAAACAAUCAAACCGAAUUCCGUGGAUAUUAUUUCAAUGAUUUUUGUUCUAUCGGCAAUUCAUCCAACUAAAUUUGAAACCGUUCUCAGGGCGAUGUUUCGAUUGCUGAAACCAGGCGGUACUUUACUAUUCCGUGAUUAUGGACUUCAUGAUAUGGCACAGAUUCGAUUCAAACCGGGCAAUAAAAUUGGUGAAAAAUUUUAUAUGCGACAAGAUGGUACACGCAGUUACUACUUCUCAACGGAUGAACUCGAUGAAUUGGUGCGAAGUGUCGGCUUUGACAUUCUUGCCAAUGAAUAUGUGCACCGAAAAACGAUAAAUAUCAAGGAAAACGUGGAUAAAGACCGAAUUUUUGUUCAAAGCAAAUUCAAACGGCCCCAAAAUACCUUAGCUGAAUAACAAAUGGUUUCUCUUUUAUUUUUUUUUUUUGAUUACAUUACAUUAACAGAAAACAAUAUUGUAAAUAAACAUAAGAUAAACAUAAUGAAUGCAUUUAACAUUGAGU
This is a messenger RNA of Sitodiplosis mosellana (orange wheat blossom midge), 1027 nucleotides long. Its product is annotated as tRNA N(3)-methylcytidine methyltransferase METTL6. The record is from RefSeq and is a predicted model, not a curated record. The transcript has a single exon. The coding region runs from base 88 to 921 and encodes 277 amino acids. Lineage: Eukaryota; Metazoa; Arthropoda; Insecta; Diptera; Cecidomyiidae.